AUGACAAAUUUAGGAUCUGGCAUACCUGAAGUAAAGACAAUACUACAAGGUGUACAUCUCGAGAAACAUCUAACAUUUCGUACUUUAAUAUCUAAAUUGAUCGGCUUGAUGCUUGCAAUUGGAAGUGGUUUUCCGCUUGGUAAAGAGGGACCAUUUGUUCAUAUGGGUUCAAUAGUAGCACAUCUAAUGAGACGUUUGGUAGAAGGAAUUAAGCCUGCUUAUGCAAAUGAAUCCAGAAGCUAUGAGUUACUUGCUGCAGGAUGUGCUGCAGGUGUUGCUGCAACUUUUUCUGCGCCUGUUGGAGGUGUACUAUUCUCAAUUGAAGUAACAACAGCAUAUUUUGCGGUUCGUGAUUAUUGGCGUGGUUUUUUUGCAGCUGCAUGCGGUGCAGCUGCAUUUUCACUUUUACGAUUAUGGAUCAAUCCAUUCGAAGUAACAGUGGCAGCACUUUUUCAAACAAAAUUUCGGCAUUUAUCAUAUUAUCCCGAAGAACUGCUCAUUUUUGCAUGCAUUGGUGGUUUAUGUGGCUUAGCUGGUGCACUUUUCAUUCUCAUACAUCGCCGAUAUGUGUUGUUUCUUCGACGGAAUAAUUUAAUGAAACAACUUUUUCAGAGACACUGGAUAGUCUAUCCGUUCACAGUUUCAAUCCUUUAUUCGACCAUAACAUAUCCACAUGGUUUGGGACAAUACCUUACUGGACAGAUUGUGUUUGCACGUUCAUUGCGUGACUUUUUUGCUAAUUGCACGUGGCACGUGAGUCCAUUACACGUCGAAGCAUGCAGUGAAUUUUUGGUAAUGCGUUGGAAAAUAUAUGAUUCCGUAUUCAUUGAACUUGGAGUUUUCAUCGUUGGUUUCUUUUUUUUGGUGAUUGUUGUAAGUACAUUACCUGUACCAACAGGUAUAUUUAUGCCGGCAUUUGUUAUUGGUGCAGCAAUUGGUCGUUUUAUUGGUGAAUUAAUGGCAUUUGGUUAUCCGAAUGGUUUUCGCAAUGAUCAACAAUUACUCAUUCUUCCAGGCAUUUACUCAGUUGUUGGUGCGGUAUCAUUUUGUGGAGCAGUAACACAUACUAUUUCUGUUUCUGUGAUCGCUUUUGAAUUAACCGGUCAACUAUUACAUAUACUUCCUGUUAUGAUAGCAGUAUUACUAUCAAAUAUUGUAUGCUCAUCACUUCAACCAUCAUUUUUUGAUAGCAUUAUCAAAAUCAAACAUUUGCCAUAUUUUCCAGAUAUUCCAAAAUCUACCUCAUGGGUUCAUGAAAUACGUGUAGAACAAAUUAUGGUAAAAAAUGUGAAAUUUUUAACGAAACAAAGUACUUAUUAUGAACUUCAAGAAUUACUUACUACUACACGCAAAUUAAUGGCAUAUCCAUUGGUCGAUGAUCCAUCAUCGAUGAUAUUAUUGGGAUCGGUAAGUCGAGAAAAUCUGCUGUACUUGUUGAAUCAAAUUGUUGGAGAUGAAGCACGACGUGCUGAAUAUUUACGACGAAUGCAAUUGCAAAACGAAUUUCACGAUACGAUGACAGAUAGAGCUUAUAAGGAUGAAUCUCUUGUUAACUUUUCUAUAGCGCCAGUAUUUUCGAAAAUCUCAUUUACGGAAGUUAGCAAACAUGGAAAUACGGAAGAUAUGCAACGAUCACGAACCGGAUCACUAGAAUUGGGUAUAAAUCGAGGACCAAAAUUGAAGACAUCAAUUAGUGAGUAUGAUAUGCGAAAAUCUAAAGAGAGAGAGGAAAAACGAUGUUUGGAACAAAUGGAGCAAUUGCAUUCCGGACAUGAUUUUCGUGAAACUCUUGGCAGUGUGUUUGAAAAAAUUACACAAACAUUUCGCACACGGAAAAGAGAGGAACCAGAUGAUUUAAAUAAAGAAGAACGCCAAAUCUGGGAAAGGCAACAACUCAGCAAGGAAAUCGAUUAUUCUUAUACAACAAUUGAUCCCGCACCUUUCCAGUUAGUAGAGGACACAUCGUUGUACAAAGUUCAUUCAAUCUUUUCAUUACUUGGCAUACGACGAGCAUAUGUCACCAAAUGUGGCGUCCUCGUAGGUGUUGUAGCAGCAAAAGAGAUAACAUCAGCAAUUGAACGAAUACAAGCGGGAACUUUGACCGCGGUCACAAAACGGCCAGAGGAGGAUGAGCAUGAUCAAGAGAAUACUACGGAAGCAAUAUUUGAAAGUAGUGAAAGUGAUACUGACAACGAGGAUAUUAUUUUACCAAGAGUAGAAUUCGACAAAACUGUAAGCAGUGAAAUUCUGGAAGCAAAAUUUGCAGAAUUGCAAGCUUCAAUUGGAAGAGAAGCAUCAAAUGAAGAUCGCCGGAAAAGCUAUCCACAUUUUCCGGGAAAACCUUAUCGAAAUUUUCGGCUGCCAAGAUAUGGACGAAAAAGUUGUGAUAUAGUCCUAGAGAAAUUGUCAAAUGUGGAUGAUCAAACAACAAAACAGAAUUUCGGUCGUAUGGUUGAAAAAUUUCGACGAUUUCGAGAUUUAGUUUCCGAAUCUACACUAUCAAAAUUUUCUUCUCAAAGCUUGGAUUCAAACAAUCAAACAAAUGAUCAUUUCAUUAUUUCAUCCAACAAUAAUCUCGAUCAGCAUCUAAAGGAGUCAGAUCACGAAGCUGAAACUUCCACACCACAACAAAAUGCUGCUUCAUUAUGUUUUAACUUCAGUUCAAACGUUGUUAAUGAUGAUCCUGUUAUUAUCACCUCUGCCAUUACGGAAUACUUUCCGGAACAAAAUUUAUCAACAAAGGCGGAUGCAAAAUGCAAUACUCAUGUUAAGGAUGACAAAAAACAAUUCGUAACACGGCCUGAUAAGUCUUCUAAUGAUGAAAUAGAUGAGUAUCAGAAAAUUUCCUAGGUUUCAUAGGACCAAUACUGUUAGAAUUAGAUAUACGG
Molecule: messenger RNA, 2888 nt
Organism: Loa loa (African eye worm)
Lineage: Eukaryota; Metazoa; Nematoda; Chromadorea; Rhabditida; Onchocercidae
Product: CBS domain-containing protein
Exons: 19
Coding region: 1-2850 (949 amino acids)
Biological process (GO): chloride transport; transmembrane transport
Cellular component (GO): membrane
Molecular function (GO): voltage-gated chloride channel activity
Source: RefSeq, a predicted model, not a curated record